UUCCCCUACGCUUUCUGGUUAUUUAAACCCAAGGUGGCGGCUCAUUUGUCUUCACUCUUCCUCCGAAAAUGGACAGGGCAACCAGUUCUUCUUCAUCUUCUAUCGAGAGCAGCAACCACUUUGCUUUCUCAAACACCGGCGCUUCUUCUUCCUCGCAGAGGGACCUCAGCACUGAUCUCAGGCUUGGUCUUAGCAUUUCAACCUCUCCUUCUUAUGGAAGGGAGCAACAAUCGGAUUGGCCACCAAUCAAGCCGCUGCUACGGCAGGCGCUUGUGGAAGAUGAAAAUGAGUGCAACAGUGCAACUUUCUUUGUUAAGGUUUACAUGGAAGGGAUUCCUAUUGGCAGAAAACUAGACCUGUUGGCUCACGAGAGUUACUAUGACCUGAUAAAGACUCUUGAACAAAUGUUCAACGCAAACAUUAUCUGGGCUGAGGCUGAGGUGGAUGCAGAUCAUUAUGAGAAAUAUCAUGUGCUAACAUAUGAAGACAAGGAAGGGGAUUGGAUGAUGGUUGGUGAUGUUCCUUGGGAGAUGUUCUUGUCAGCUGUGAGGAGAUUGAAGAUCACCAAGUGCUGAAUUUUGAUACAAAAUCUUUCUGUCUUUUUCUCUUUUCUCUUGCUGCCUUUUGUGGAGUGGAAAUCACUAGGUAGCUAGGCAGAAAAUAUAGGGUGGGAUAUGUUUAGGAUUUCGAAUGUACAUUCGCAUACUAAAAUGAUAGUAACAAGCAUCAGUUUUGUCUUU
Theobroma umbraticum is the source of this 740-nucleotide messenger RNA. RefSeq names its product auxin-responsive protein IAA20. Lineage: Eukaryota; Viridiplantae; Streptophyta; Magnoliopsida; Malvales; Malvaceae. Gene Ontology annotation, cellular component: nucleus. The record is from RefSeq and is a predicted model, not a curated record. Gene Ontology annotation, biological process: regulation of DNA-templated transcription.